AUGCAAUUCAAGACCCUCGCCGUCCUCGCUCUCACCAGCGCCGUCUCCGCCCAAGGAGGCCUCAACUCCCUCACCUCAGAACUCGGAGGCGCCAUCUCAUCAGCAACAUCAGUCGCCGGCGGCAUCGGCUCCACAAUCACCUCUGGAGCAGGCGGAGCUCUCUCCACCGCAACCUCAGACGCAGCCUCCCUCGCCUCAUCCGUCGCCUCGGGCGCAUCGUCCGUUGGAUCCUCCCUCUCCUCCGAAGCCUCCUCCAUCGGCUCGUCCCUUUCAUCCGCCGCCUCAGCAGCCAGCACAUCCAUCACAGCCACCGACGCAGCAGGCUCGUCGUCGCUGUCUAGUGUGCUGAGCAGCAUCUCGGGUGCCCAGAGCAGCGCAGCAAGCUCCAUUAGCUCGAGAGUCUCGAGCGCUGCCGGUGCUGCUACGUCGAGCAGUACCGCUGGUGCCGCUUACCAGACUGCUGCUGUUGGAUUCGGAGCUUUGUUCGGUGGAGCUGCGCUCAUGGCCAACAUGUAA
Molecule: messenger RNA, 516 nt
Organism: Cadophora gregata
Lineage: Eukaryota; Fungi; Ascomycota; Leotiomycetes; Helotiales; Ploettnerulaceae
Exons: 1
Coding region: 1-516 (171 amino acids)
Source: RefSeq, a predicted model, not a curated record